AUCGGCACUCAUCGACAUAACCAACGACUCACCGAUCGUGGGUCUAGCGAUGCAGACUCCUCCUUCAGGGUUGGCGUGUAAGAGACAGAACAGCAGAAUCAUCAAGAGCACGCCUGGUUCUGGUGAAGCUCUUCUGAGAGGACAAGUCAAAACCCUUUUGGAAAAGGUCGAAGAAGGAACAGAGCUCACACAUUCAAUAAAGCCUCUCCCUUUCAUCCAUCUCGUCACUUCCCCGAUGAGACUUCUCGCCCCAACUCCAGCAAACACUCCCCUGUUUCCAAACUUUUCAGAUGAUAAAGUGCAGAUUAAGAUCGCAUCUCCCGUUAUCGCCGGACACUUGAGAACAUCUCAAGUAAGCUAUGUUAGUGGGACUUUGAAGGGAAGUGAGAUAUUUGAAGAGAAGGAAGAAAUGAGUAUGAGCAUAAGUCGUUCUUUGCUUUUUGAUUUCACGGAUAAGCCAGCACUAUGGGAUGAAGAAGAAGAGGUGGAGAUGACUCGAGCUGAAUUUGCAGGGAAACAUAGUAGAUUUGUGUACAACAGUGAAGAUGAUGAGAUUGUAGAGGCCAAAAAAGUUUGCUACUGAAGAAGAAGAGUCCCCUAAUCAAUCAAUAAUUUCCCCAAUAUUGUAUUGGGCUGCCUUUGUAUUUUUGGUCAUGAAAGAGUGAUCUAAACACAGUUGAGACGAACAAGAGAAAGUUCGUUUUUCACAAUAACAGAAGCACGUUCCAACGAA
Messenger RNA from Brassica oleracea var. oleracea, 733 nucleotides. RefSeq lists its product as uncharacterized. The record is from RefSeq and is a predicted model, not a curated record. Lineage: Eukaryota; Viridiplantae; Streptophyta; Magnoliopsida; Brassicales; Brassicaceae.